AUUCCCAAUGGCAUGGGGGAUAGAAUCAGGGAGAUCAGGAAGAGGUUCGAUGAGAUCUCGGAGGAUCGGAAACGCCUCCGUUUAAGAGAGGAAGAUGGAGAGCGACGGUUCUUCAGAGCUUUGAGCCCACCACCAAGCGGUGGAUGAGUCGAGUAUUUAUGGAAGGGAACAUGACAAGCAGAAGGUAAUUGAUAUGCGGUCCUCUGAGGGUAUGGGAAAUGGUAUCUCUGUCAUUUCGAUUGUCGGCAAGGGAGGACUGGGAAAAACCACCAUCGCUCAGCUGGUCUACAAUGACUCCAAGGUCAAAGAAUAUUUUGAUCUGACUGGAUGGGUUUGUGUAUCCGAUGAUUUUGAUGUUCCGAGGCUAACAAAGGCCAUCAUCGAGUCUAUUACUGAAAAAUCAUGUAAUCUUACAGAAAUCAGCCCACUUCAAAAUUCUCUCAAGAAAAAAGUGGAGGGGAGGAAACUAUUGCUUGUCCUAGAUGAUGUCUGGAAUGAGCAACAAAGCCUUUGGGAGACCUUUAGAAUCCCUUUUGUUGGAGCAGAAACAGUAGUAAGAAUUAUCGUGACCUGUAGGAAUGAUUCGGUUGCCAAGAUCAUGCAGACGGUGCUUCCUUAUCAUCCUGGCUACUUGUCUGAAGAUGAGUCUUGGUCAUUAUUCAAGCAUUAUGCAUUUGCCGGUCGAGACCCUGAAGAACAACCACACUUGGCGGAUACCGGUAAGCAGAUUGUUAAGAAGUGUUCCGGUUUACCAUUGGCUGUGAAGACGAUAGGAAGCCUUCUAAGACACGAGAUGGACGAAGAUUGUUGGAUGGAGGUCUUGCAAAGUGAUCUAUGGGAACUAGACAAGAACAAUGAGACUUUGGCAUCUCUUAGAUUAAGCUACAAUCGCAUGCCAGCACAUCUGAAACCCUGUUUCGUUUACUGUUCCAUGUUUCCGAAGGAUUAUGUGUUUAGAAAAGAUGUUUUAGUCAGAUUGUGGAUGGCACAAGGUUACAUCCCACCUCGAGGUAGAAAAACAAUGGAGGACAUCGGAGAUGAAUGUUUUAAUGACUUACUAACAAGAUCAUUCUUUGAUUUACAUCGUGAUUACUUACGUCAUACUACAUUUAAGAUGCAUGAUAUGAUACAUGAUCUAGCAAAAUCUAUUGCUGGAAAUGAGUGCUAUGCAAUUGUGGAUAAGAAGCUACCCGGUUCUCCUGAUAAGGUUCGCCAUUUAUACGUGCAAGGUGUCGGGGAAUUAGUGAAAUCACCGAGCCCCCACAAUCUUAGGGCCCUACGGACCUUGUCACGAAUGGAACACUAUGCCCCAGUUUCAAUAGGAAUCCAAGAAAUGAUCCAGUUUUCGCUGCUAAGAUGUUUAGAAUUUUGUUGGCUAGAAGUUGAGAUCCCAGAUUUACUCGGUAAUCUGAAGCACCUACGCUACUUACAUAUUGCAUCGCAUUGGAUGAAGAAGCUCCCUGAAUCAGUAUGCCUCCUUUACCACCUACAGACAUUGAUUCUUGACUGUGGUGCUCUUGCAAAGUUACCAGAUGGCCUAGGUAACCUUAUUAACCUACGAUGCUUGAAUCUAUCUUCAGAUUGUAUUAAAAGGCUCCCUGAAUCAGUUCGUCAGCUACGCAACCUGCAGAGUUUGGAUCUUCACUGGUGCAAAGAACUUAAAGAGUUACCCAGUGGCAUAGGAAGCCUUACUAACCUCCGCCACCUAGAUAUUAUGGGCACUCAAAGUCUCUGUCUGCCAGCUGGAAUCGAAAAGCUAACAAAUCUUCAGAGAUUGCGUGGACGUUAUAAAGUGCAGGGUGGGAUGGGAGUGUUAGAGGACUUGGUGAACCUCCAGGGAGAUCUUUGCAUCGCAGGGCUCGGGAAUUUGGUCGGUACAGAGGAUGCGAAGGAUUUCGGCCUUGAAUAUAAGCAUAAACUUGAGCGGUUGCAUCUAUUUUGGGAUGCUGGCCGCACAGAUGAUUGGAUUUAUGAUGGACUGAAUCUAGAAGUUUUUCUAGAGGAAAAUAAGGAUGUUCCAGCCGAUGAAAAAAGGGAGGAAGCGCUGCUUGAGUGUCUCCAACCUCCCACCAACCUCAAAGAGUUGGUUAUAGAUGGGUAUGGUGGUUCCAAGUUUCCAGAAUGGGUGGGAAAUCCUUUGUCCCUUGCAUCACUUCGAGAAAUCCAUAUAUUUGGAUGUGAAAACGUAAGGUUCCUUUCUCUACACAUGCACGCAUCCAUAUCAAAGUCCAUGCUUGAGCGCGUGUCCAUUGAAUAUUGCCGGCGGCUCCAAUCCAUAGGAGGACUGCCAUCCAAGCUUCAAAAUCUGCAUAUUGAGGGGUGCCAACAGUUGACAUCACUGUCGGGAAUGCAAAACCUUGCUUCUCUCACACGAUUAGCUAUAAAAGAUUGUCCUAAACUUCAGAUCAUGGUAGAAGAUCAGCUCCCAUCUAUGCCUGACUGGGUGCAUAUUAUUGAUUGCCCUGGAUUGCUCAACUGGUGUGAAAUACAAAAAAUCAACUGCAUUCAGGUCGCUUCAUCGGGAAACAAGCUGACUAUAUCGAACACGUGGGAGAAGAUAAUGCAUGGGUUUGAUGAUUUGACAUCCGUUAAGCAUAAGCAAUUCAGCACAACCAAUUCUUGGCGUUUGUUUGCGAAAACAUACAUCAUGAGCAUACUUGAAGAGCUGACAAUAUGGGGUUGCACGCACAUCCCACCUAUACACUGCCUGCCCGAACUCACAUAUCUCCGAAGCUUGGUUAUAAAGGACUGUCCUGGAAUCCAAGUCGUGACAGAUGAACUGCUUCCACGCACGCUCAAUUCCUUGGUAGUUGAUAGCUGCGAGGACCUAAGGUGUUUGCAGUUGGCGCAGCAGAACCGAGAUGCACUUAAGGAGCUGCAGAUUGUGAACUGCCCCAAGCUCACGAUGGUGGAAGGGCUGAAAUGCAUUUUCUUCCCUAAAUCCUUAAGACUAGAGCAAUGCCCUCAACUCCUGCUUCCACAUUCAGAGGAAGAAGAGCGCAAAGAAACAAUUGAUGAUAUGGAAUGAGUGAUGAGAUGUGGGGUGAUUCAACAAGUGAUGAGGUGUGAGGUGAUUGCAAUAUGGCCCAAUUCCCAGAAGGGCUUCCUUCCAGUAGCAGCUCUCGUUCCCUGGUACAUAUCCUUGCAGAACCAUUGAAAUGAAUCGGCACGAGGCCAAUUAAAUCUAUUUUUAAUUAUUUUUAUCUAAGCAAAAAAUAACUAAGUUUGUAUAUUUCUUUUUUGCUUUGAUACAAAAUUGAACAUUUGCUGGUAUGACACACGCGCAUACUGCACCAACAAGUGUUUGGCAUGGGUAUCGGCAUUGAUAUUUAAAUCCUUGGUCAACAUUAACCAAAGUUGAUUGCUGUCAUCUUCCUUGAACGUACAAUGUGUUAACAAAAAAAAUUAGUUUCUCGUCGAACUUGAUUGUUUA
Molecule: messenger RNA, 3433 nt
Organism: Elaeis guineensis (African oil palm)
Lineage: Eukaryota; Viridiplantae; Streptophyta; Magnoliopsida; Arecales; Arecaceae
Source: RefSeq, a predicted model, not a curated record